AUGAGUGUGAACAAGGAGUGCCCGACCUGCCGCAAGAAGCUGGUCUCCAAGCGGUCCCUGCGCCCCGACCCCAACUUUGACGCCCUCAUCUCCAAGAUCUACCCCAGCCGGGACGAGUACGAAGCGCACCAAGACCGCGUCCUGGCCAAGCUCAACCGACUCCACAACCAGCAGGCCCUUCGCAGCAGCAUGGAGGAGGGGCUCAAGAUGCAGGCCAUGAACAGGGGCCAGCGCGCCCGCAAGCACCCCCAAGAGUCGGACAACAACACCUUCAGCGGGGCGGAGGACAACUGCGACAGCCGCUCCCACCUCAGCAACGCCUCGGCCCCCAGCCAGAUGGAGGCCGGACCCAGCUGCAAGCGCUCCAGGGCCUCGGACGAGUCCUGCGCCGAGCCGGAGACCUCGCACGAGGGGGGCCGCCGGAGCCCUGAGCUGGGCGCCGAGCCCGGCAGCAGCGAGAUCGAGCUGGUCUUUCGCCCCCACCCAGUCCUGGUGGAGAAGGGAGCCUAUGCCCAGACCAGGUACGUCAAGACCACGGCCAACGCCACCGUGGACCACCUCUCCAAAUACCUGGCCCUGCGCAUCGCCCUGGAAGAGGCCCCGGGGGCCGGAUCCGAAGCCCCCGCCCUGGAGGACGUCAGCGAGAAGCAGUACACCAUCUACAUCACCACGGCCGGGGGGGCCUUCACGACGCUGAACGGAUCCGUCACCUUGGAGCUGGUGAACGAGAAAUACUGGAAGCUGACCAAGCCCCUCGAGCUGUACUACGCCCCCACCAAGGAGCAGAAAUGAGGGCUGAGCCCCCCCCCACAAGACUGUCGGGCUGACAGCAAGUGUUUACACCGGG
Lacerta agilis (Sand lizard) is the source of this 847-nucleotide messenger RNA. RefSeq names its product ring finger protein 1 (gene RING1). The coding region runs from base 1 to 792 and encodes 263 amino acids. Gene Ontology annotation, biological process: negative regulation of DNA-templated transcription. Gene Ontology annotation, molecular function: chromatin binding; ubiquitin protein ligase activity. The transcript has 5 exons. Gene Ontology annotation, cellular component: PcG protein complex; ubiquitin ligase complex. Lineage: Eukaryota; Metazoa; Chordata; Lepidosauria; Squamata; Lacertidae. The record is from RefSeq and is a predicted model, not a curated record.